Messenger RNA from Amaranthus tricolor (Joseph's coat), 3535 nucleotides. RefSeq names its product pentatricopeptide repeat-containing protein At5g61800-like. The transcript has 2 exons. NCBI's taxonomy places the organism in Eukaryota, Viridiplantae, Streptophyta, Magnoliopsida, Caryophyllales, Amaranthaceae. Gene Ontology annotation, molecular function: protein binding; RNA binding. The record is from RefSeq and is a predicted model, not a curated record. The coding region runs from base 935 to 2497 and encodes 520 amino acids. Gene Ontology annotation, biological process: RNA modification.
GUUUACAAAAAUUAAGUUCUAAGUUGUGAAUAGAGUUUUAGACUGUUUUUCGAAAAUCACCAGAGGAAUCAUCUUUCGAUUGAUUUUGAUAUCAAAUCUUAAAUCCAAUAUACUUAGAGUUCUAGUUUACAUCAUCAGAAUUAAACCCUAGAAUACACUUGCUUGGAUUUGGAAAGAUUGCUGUUGCUGUUGAUGGUUUAAUUUUCUGGGUUUUUGGCUUGGCUUUUGGUUACAUACAGAAGGCGCUUGAUUGAUGCUUUUGUAGCAGCCAUUAUAGUCAGUAUUAGUUGUAGAAUAUGGUCCAUUUCAAUGAAGAUUUUGUAGUGUUGCAUGGUAGUUCAUCAAUGGGUUGUUUGGUACUUGGCAGUGGCAGUGAACAAUUUUCAGUAAUCUUGACUAGAGAAAUAAGGGAUGAUUGAUUACCAAACGACCCAUAAGGCCAUAAAUGUAUCCCACCUAUGCGGGGUUUUGGGUGUGAUUUAUGCAAUAUUACUCCUUAUAAGUGAUAGCAAAGAGGUUGUUUUUGAUUGACCCUUAGUAGCAAAUAUGUUAUGCUACCUUACAUGAAUAAGAGUGCAUAUGAUUUAAUGAGUUAUUUUGAUAUGAUCAAUUUUAUAAUGAAACCAAAGAACUGCAAAUCUUUAGCCCCAUUGAAAACGGACAUAGUGCACUAAUUUUAUCAUGUAAAAGUUGAUUUUUGUUUUCCUGAUGUUGUUUCAGCUAUUAUAUUAGCCUAAGAGACUUUGCACACUUAGUGUGAUGGAAGUGUGUUGUUCCGAUACUAUAGUAGACUUAAGUGUCCCUUGGGCAAACUGAUCUGCAAUUGGUUUUUGCUAAUUCGACAAUUUGUAAGGCUUCAUCUUGGAGAAUUGUCCAAAUCUGAACUGUGAUGAAAAUAGAUGAUGGAGAAUAAAAAGAUAGUGUUGCUGGGAGGAUGAUCUUUUCAAUGGCUAAACAAUUCAUAUCAGAUUCACUUAAACAUUGUAAAACCUUCACACAGCUCCUUCAAAUUCAUGCCUAUGCCACCACUACAGGUAUCCUGACUCUGCAUCCAUGUUUCCUUCUUCCAAACAUUCUUGGUAAAAUUAGCCGCCUAGCUGGUUCUACACCUAUUGUAGCUUCUUCAACUAUGGCUACCUAUGCAGUUUUUGUCUUCAGCCUUAUAAGAUCACCUACUACUUUCUGCUACAACACAAUGAUGCGCAUUCAUAACCUCUUUUCUGCUCCUGCAUCAGCGCUUGUACUAUACAAAGAUAUGCGACGUGCUUCAGUCCCCCCUGAUUUUCACACUUACCCUUUUGCCAUUAAGGCCUCUUGUAUUCUCCGUGCCCCUUCAAUCGCUGCUUCCCUACAUUCCCUGACCGUGAAGUCUGGCUUCAUUUCUGACAUUUUUGUUCUCAAUUCCAUAGUUCAUGUCUAUGCUAUAUUAGACCGCCUCAGUGAUGCUUGUUUGUUAUUUGAGGAAAAUGAUCAUAAAGAUACCAUAUCAUAUAAUACGUUGAUUGAUGGCUUUGUGAAGGCGGGAAACAUUGAACAAGCUCGUCUGCUCUUUGAUAAAAUGGAUAAUCGUGAUGCUGUUUCAUGGGGCACUAUGAUUUCUGGGUAUGCUCAAAUGAAGGAAUGUCAGGAGGCCAUUGAUUUCUUCAAUUGCUUGCUUCAAUCAUCAACUGGAAUUCAUCCCGAUAAUAUUGCCCUUGUUUCUGUUCUGUCUGCCUGUGCUCAACUUGGAGAUCUGGAGCAGGGCAGAAUAGUUCAUGAUUAUGUAAUUCAGAAUGGAAUUCAAAUUGAUUCUUACUUAUUAACUGCCUUGGUGGACUUAUAUGCCAAGUGUGGCUGCAUUGAGGAUGCCGUUUAUUUAUUUGAAUCAAGCUCUAAGAAAAAUUUGUUCACAUGGAAUGCUUUGUUGAUGGGGCUUGCUGUACACGGCCAAGGCAAAGCAUGCUUGGAGUACUUCUCCAAGAUGAUAAAGGCUGGAGUUCGACCAGAUGGUGUUAGCUUCUUAGCAAUUUUGGUUGCUUGCAGCCAUGCAGGCCUAGUUUGUGAAGCUCGUAAACAUUUUCAAAAUAUGGAAACUAUUUAUGGAGUUCGUCAAGAGCUAAAGCACUACGGUUGCAUGGCUGAUCUAUUUGGACGUGCUGGUUUAAUUGGAGAAGCAUUGGAGAUGAUAGAAAAUAUGCCAAUUCAAGGUGACAUCUAUACUUGGGGAGCUUUGCUUGCAGGCUGCAGAAAACAUGGGAUGGUUGAAGUUGCAGAGGAAGCCGCUAAGCAAAUGCAGAAGUUGAAUCCUAAAGAUGGUGGGCUUUACUCGGUAAUGGUUGACAUUUAUGCUAAUGCUUAUAUGUGGGAUGAUGUAGUCAAAACACGGAGCUCUAUAAAGACUAGAAGGAUUAAGAAAAAUGCUGCUUGUAGUUGGAUUAAAUUGAACGGCAUUACUCAUGAGUUUAUAGCUGGUGAUGAUUUACAUCCACAAAUGGAUGAGAUAUAUAUAUCAUAUUGAGUUCUCUUGUAAAGCAUCAGUUUAAAGCUUCACAAUAGUAAAAACAAAACAAUGGCAAAGCGUCAUUCCCAAAUCCCAACAAUGCCAAUGCCUUAAUCCCCAAAAUCCCAAAGCUUUUGCGAUAGUAAAAGCUAACAUAUGUUGGCAACCUUUGGUUGAUUAUCUUUCCUGUUUUGGUCAAUCAAACUUUAUGGAACAUUUUGACCUUCUCCAUCUGACAGAUGCAACUGGAUAAUACUUCAAACUCCAAUCGAUGCUUUAUAUAUGUGAUGCAACAUUGGAAUAUGAUGAAGAAAAAGUCAUUUUUGAGGGAUUGAGGAGAUUAACAUCAAAUAAAAUGCAGUAAGCACAGAAGUUCUCUAGACUUUGUUUGGGUUGUCUUGUUUUUGAGUAUAAAGGGUUUACCACCAUUUUGUCUUCUGCAUUCUGCAAGAUAUGAUAUUGCUUCUUGAACCAUGUGUGCAUAGCUCAAGGCUUGAGACAUUUCAUGACCAUGAUCAAGUACAAAGUCAAGACAAAGACCAAGCAAUGAAGUCAAUAGCAACAUCAAGUUCUCAAAGCAACCAAGAACCGCAGCAAAUAGGGCAAAUAAACCAGAAAAACAUCCAAGAACCGCAGCAAAUAGGACAAACAACCGCAGCAAAUAAAGGGUCAAUUGCCAGCCAACCAUCUGCCUGCCAGCCUACCUUGCACCAUCACCUGAGCCUAAACCAGACAAGCCAGGACCUGAGAAACCAAGGAAACAACAUCUAUGUACAUGGACCAAGCCACCAAGGCCCAAGGACCAUGCUGAUAGUGCACGCAGCUCACUGAGGACCUAGCACAAGGAGGCCCAGUCAGCUGAUCAGGCAGCUGAUCAGAAUGCCUAUACCUAGCCUAGUUUCUGUUUCUAUUUUUAGCAUAUGAUGUAUGGCACGUGAUGUAAUAGGCAGUUAGAAAACUAGCCGUUGAGCAUAGAAACUUAUAUAUAGGAUGCUCCUCUUGUACAAACAGAGUUUAGAAUUCAUUCUUAAUAAUCAGAUUUCAUUUUUCACAAAA